UCGGUCAGAAGUAAACAAGAGGAAAGUCAGAAAUCUUUGGUGGAAGGAAGAGUAGAAAGACCCAGGAGAAAAGAAAUCAGAAGAAUGCAUCCUGUGUUGCUAUUGGUGGUUGCAGUGACGGUGGGCGGGGCCAGAGCGGCGCUCAGUCGCUGUUGGGAGCGCCAGAGCUGCCAGGAGCUCAUCUCUGAGAGCAGCAUGAUGGAGUGUUUCCAGCUCUGUGGACUUGACCCUCUUGAGAUGACCACCAUCCUUAGCAGUGUUCAGCAUCCUCCGUCAUCUGUCUUUCUUUCUCCUUCACCCUCUUCCUCCUCCCCUCAAGCCAAACAUUCCUACUCCAUGGAGCAUUUCCGUUGGGGGAAGCCUCUUGGGAGAAAGCGUCAUCCAGCGAAAAUCCCUGCAGGCAAAAAGGUGGAUGGGGACUCAGCUGAGAUUUUCCCUGGAGAGCUGAGGUGGUGGGAGCUUUCCAGGGAAAAAAUGACUGCUGAGGAUGAGGAGACACAAGACGAAGCAGAGGAGGCCUCCAAUGAGCAUCACGAUAAAAAAGACAUCCCGUACAAGAUGAAGCACUUCCGCUGGAGCGGCCCUGUGGUGGGCAAACGCUACGGGGGCUUCAUGAAGAGCUGGCAGGAGAACAGCAAGAGGCCGCUCAUCACACUCUUCAGAAACGUCAUCAACAAAGAAGGAGAGGAGGAGAAGAGGGCAAAGUGAGGAAGAAGGGAGGAAAUGGAAAUGAACAGGAGGGGGAAAUGACCAAAAUACAGAAUAUUAUUACAUUUAUCUUACAACUAAAUAUGUAAUACUAACUUUACAGUCUUUUGUAAAGAAAGAAAAAUCUUAUUUAACCGCAUUCAUAGUUUGCUUAGUGUAUGUCAGAAAAUACAGAUUGUUGAUACUGAAACUUUGUUUUUCUUUACUUCUAGAUAUAUAAAUAACACAAAAAGACAGAAAAAAGACUUAAACAUAUAAAACAGGUUAGUGGUGAGUAUUUUAUUUAAAAAAACAUUUAUUGAUGAUCUAACUUAUAGUUUCAGUACUGUAACAUUUUUUUAAAUUGGUGGAAGUGUUUCUUAUGAACAGGGAGCUGGAAAGAGAACAUGAGUAACACCAGUUAUGGUUUUGAACAGAUGACACAGAUUUCCUGUAUUUUGACAGAUACAAAAGAUAGAGAGAAUUAUUAUAUUAUAUAUAGAAGGUUUUCUUUCAAAUCCAUAUUUAUCAGCCCUGUUUUAAAGCGGCAAUGUCUAAAAUCUGUAAAAACAACCGCAUGCAGGCUCUAUCAUGGCCACAUGAGGGCAGUAGUUACACAUGACCUGCACACUUCUGUAUCUUACUUUUAUGGAGUUGGGCAUGAACAGGUUACAGAGCAGUAACACUAAGUUAUUAAUACAAAUAAAAGCUGAAAAUAUAAAUUUCUGUUUAAUUAAUUUUCAGUUUUCUUACUUCGGCUCCACUCUUCAAUAUUAAAGAAAUGUUGGCUGAUAAAAGAAAGAGGAGGCUGAAGAUGAGUCAUGGUGAUAUUUUAAUUUUCAUUUUAUGAAGUUACUGUGGAUAUCAAGAAAAGUAUAAAGACUGUUGCAAGCAAAAUACAUGUGGUAUGUGAGUUUUUUCCUCUCCUUUUAGAAGUGCACAUCAAUAAACAGCUAAGAAUGAUUAUGAACAACGCCUUAUUAUAAU
Molecule: messenger RNA, 1674 nt
Organism: Poecilia latipinna (sailfin molly)
Lineage: Eukaryota; Metazoa; Chordata; Actinopteri; Cyprinodontiformes; Poeciliidae
Product: pro-opiomelanocortin-like
Exons: 3
Coding region: 85-708 (207 amino acids)
Biological process (GO): neuropeptide signaling pathway
Cellular component (GO): extracellular region
Molecular function (GO): neuropeptide hormone activity
Source: RefSeq, a predicted model, not a curated record